UGUAACUCUCCUUCACCCUCCAGGUCCUGUUCAGGGCGCAAAGUCAUGGGCGCAGGUGAACCCGAUGGCGGCCCAGCCCUCCAGAAGGGAAUCUGGGUCGCGGUGGCCCUUGCGGCCCUGAUUGUCAUUCUCAGGGUCUUCGCUAAAGUGAAGAUCGGCCAAUUCCGCGUGGAUGACAUUUUGAUGAUCCUUGCUAUGGUUCUGGCUAUCGUAGCAACAGUGUUUUUGACCUUGUCAGUUAACCAUGGUUUUGGCAAGAACUUGGAGACCCUGCCGUUGAAGGACACGGAAGCCGUGUUGAAAAGCAUCGCUAUCGAGAUUCCUAUUGUUACUAUGAGCACUACAAUUGCCCGCUGCUCCUUUAUCAUAUACCUUCUCGCUAUUCUCGGUUCCAACAAAACGUACAAAUUCGCAUUAUGGUUUAUUAUGAUCUGGCAGCUCUCCGGCAACAUCGUCUCCGCUGUCCUCCCUCUCAGCAUCUGUCGCAAUGUCAAUAUCCUUUGGGAUCCGACCGUGAAGACGACGUGUGGCGAUAGUAACGCAGUCAUCAAGUUUGCCUACUACUCCAACACCGUCAACUCAGCCACCGACCUGUUUCUGGCCGUGUUCCCAAUUCCUGUCUUCUGGAAUCUCAACUUGAAAACCCGCGUCAAACUCGGCUUAAUCCUUCUGCUCAGUCUGGGUCUUGUAGCCAUGGUAGCAUCUAUCGUGAAAACAACGAAACUAAACCAACUGCCGAGCAUCACAAACCUCGGUGCCUCCGGCGGCAUUGAGCUCAUCCGCUGGGGCUACGUGGAAAACGCCGUUAUCAUCAUCACCUCGUCGAUCCCUUGCAUCCGGCCGCUGGUCAUGUCAUCCGUCAAGAAAUUCUCCAGUCACAGCUUCUCUCGUUCAUAUGAACUGCGCAGUCCCUUCACUGGGAAUCGUCGCACAGGUGAGAAUAAUACCGCUCAGUCGCGCCGUAAAUUAGCGACGAAUAACGAUGCCGAAACUUGUAGUAUUGAGCGUAUUCUGAACCCUUCUUCGCACAACACGGUCAUCGGUAGCCAUCAGACUUCGUCAAAUCGGUCGGAUCGAGGGAUUACGAAACAGGUUGAGAUGUCGGUUUAUUCGAGUGAUGAUCCUACGAGGAGUGUUUGA
Aspergillus caelatus is the source of this 1140-nucleotide messenger RNA. RefSeq lists its product as uncharacterized. Lineage: Eukaryota; Fungi; Ascomycota; Eurotiomycetes; Eurotiales; Aspergillaceae. Bases 46 to 1140 code for a protein of 364 amino acids. The record is from RefSeq and is a predicted model, not a curated record. The transcript is spliced from 4 exons.